CUGGGUGGCGCUGAUUAUUAUUAGAGGGUUUUGUUUUCACAUUUCUUUUCCACUAGGAAAUUCAUGAGCGUCACCAACAUCAGAACGAAGUAAACAGAGCUGACAAAGAAAAGGAAGAAAAGAAAGAAAAGAAAUAAGAAGGGAAUUGUCGUGUGAAUCUGAGCUGCAGUCAUGGUGUGCAUCCCCUGCAUCGUCAUCCCUGUCCUCCUCUGGGUUUACAAACGCUUUCUGGAGCCCAUCGUCUAUCCGUUCAUUGCUCCAUUCAUCAGCAAGUUCUGGACCAAAACAGCGGUGCAGGAGACGGGAACAAACAACACAAAGGCCAACCAAACGAACCAACCAAGCAAGACCGAAUGCAAUGGAAAUGCAAACGUGUGUACAGCCAACGGGACAACAGCCGUCUCGGAUAAAAAGAAGGACUGACACCAUACGCACCUGUGGGAACUUGUCAUGUUUUAUGCAGCAUAGCAUAGAUCACUGAACGUAAAUCAUGUGGCUACAACAACAUUAUGUUAAGCAAGAUUAAUUCAGUCUCACUUAGAAUUUCCUUACAUGGAAUAAUUGUAAUAUAAUUUAAUUUAAUAUAUUGACUUACAUUGCUUACUCUUCAUUCCCUGAAGACUUCAGACCAGAUUCAGAUGACUAUUUGAUAUGUUUCCAGAAUGGUUUUGGAGUUAGUUUGUAAAGAGAAAUAAAUAUUUACAUAUCACA
Hemibagrus wyckioides is the source of this 711-nucleotide messenger RNA. RefSeq names its product UPF0729 protein C18orf32 homolog (gene c21h18orf32). The record is from RefSeq and is a predicted model, not a curated record. Gene Ontology annotation, biological process: positive regulation of canonical NF-kappaB signal transduction. Bases 172 to 423 code for a protein of 83 amino acids. The transcript is spliced from 3 exons. NCBI's taxonomy places the organism in Eukaryota, Metazoa, Chordata, Actinopteri, Siluriformes, Bagridae.